AUAGGCAGGUAGGGUAGCUAUUGCUCAUCCUUGUUGGUGUCUAUCGUUGUUCGAUUAUACAUAAAAGGUCGUGUGGUCUGUUCGGUACACUGUGAGCAUGCAUACAUAAAAGGGAUCAAUCCCUCCUCUUCCCACCUCUAUCUCGUUUCCCUAUUAUACCAAUCCCUCUCAUCACCACCCAGACAUCCCACACAUCCCCUACGUGGAUAUUGCUGUGUGAAACUAUACCGUAUCAAAUACCAAGUUGGCCGACAUCAGCAACUACACCUUGUCAUCCACUCUCCAUAAAACCAUCAAUAUGGACAGCGGCAAGGCAGACAACCCUACACCGGCAGGUCCCUCUCGCCGACGAGGCUCCGGACCAACCUUCGAAGGCCUCAUGAACCAGAAGCGAGGCAGCGACCCCAGUUCCAUAGCCCGACGUGCUAGUCUCCAUGACCAGAAGCCCCAAGCAGGUUUCUUCGGACAGAUGUGGCACAACUUCACACGCGGCCAGCAAAGCCCCACGAAAUAAGCUCGCCUACCAUAGAUGCCUACCUAUCUAAUUAUUCUACCUAUCUCUAAUUAAGAAAGCACACGGAUUGAAUGAUUGCCAGAGUGUAUUGACGGGGAAUUGAAUCCCGACGGAAUAUCGGGUACUACACGCACGCAUGCACGCACACUUGGCGAUAAAUGGGAGAAUUGGGGUUCAAGAUACCAAUUGCUGGUAGAGUGCUCACCAGUUAAACUGUAGGGUGUAAAGAUAGCCGCCUGUAAUGUUGAGACGGAUGGGAAACAAGGCAACCGGUGUCCGCUUGGUGAUGUAUUAUUGUUAGGAAUAUGCACUUAGCAAUAUCACAAACAGAAUUUUACAAGAAUUUGACUAGGCGUCGUCUUCUAUGAUAUUCAGCGUUGGUGAUAUGAUCAUAUUAACUGUUGUUCCCAUUACGUCUGUUGCUCAUUAGUUGAAGCUAUAACCUCUGUCAACCUCUGUCAGCUACUUUCGUUGUGGAGCAUCUCACUGCCGUGUGGCCUUAGUAAAUCAUGUCGUGCUAUAUGGGCCUAGUCAAUCUGUCAUGUUUGAGUUUGAUGAGGAGUGUUAACGACAAACAUAUCAUGAUAAAUG
This is a messenger RNA of Daldinia decipiens, 1105 nucleotides long. RefSeq lists its product as uncharacterized. The record is from RefSeq and is a predicted model, not a curated record. Lineage: Eukaryota; Fungi; Ascomycota; Sordariomycetes; Xylariales; Hypoxylaceae. The transcript is spliced from 3 exons. The coding region runs from base 299 to 514 and encodes 71 amino acids.